AACCAACUAACCAACCAGCCAUGGCCGAAAACAAGAGAAAGAAAUGUAAACAAUUCAGAAAAAGAAAACAUUCAAGCAACGAUGACGAUGAUUUAGAUGGAAAUGAUGAAAGCAGUGGUAUGGUUGCCAUUAAUGAUAUCAAAGAUCUUCAGAAAAUGCGAAAUCGUCAAAAGGGAGUCAGUGCUGCAAGUCUUGCUCUUGGCAAAAAGAUUGAAAAAGCUGAACAGAUUGAAAAUGCAGACCCUUUUAAGAUGAAGACUGGAGGCUUUGUUGACAUGAAACAAAUGAAAAAAAUACCUUUGAGUGGUGAAGAGGCUACAUCCAUUGGGACAACAUUUGCAGCAGAAACCAACCGAAGAGAUGAAGAUGCAGAGAUGUUUCGGUAUGUUGAAGAAGAGCUGGCCCGUCGAAAAGGUCUUUUGAAGAAAGAAGAUGAAGACUAUGUUAGAUGUGAAAAUCCAGAAGAUACAUUGUAUAAACUGCCAGAGCACCUUCAGGUGAAGUCUACCACUAAGCGCUCCGAGGACAUGUUAUCCAAUCAGAUGUUGUCUGGUAUUCCAGAGGUGGACCUUGGUAUUGAAGCCAAGAUCAGAAAUAUAGAAGCAACUGAAGAGGCUAAAGACAAGCUAUUACUGGACAAGUUGAAAAAGAAAGAAAAUGAAGUUUCCGAUUUUGUACCUACAAAUAUGGCUGUCAAUUUUGUGCAGCAUAACAGAUUUAAUAUUGAUGACAGUAGUCCACUGAAGAAGAAACCUGAAAUUCCAGCUCCAAAACCUCUUCGUGUAGGAGACUGGGAAAAUGAUGAUAAUAAUCGAGGAAAAAUCUCCAGUUCCAGAUCCAAUGAAAAAGCAACAGAUGAUUUUCAUUACGAAAAAUUUAAGAAGCAGAUGAGAAGAUGAGUUUUCGCUUUUGAAAAAAAAAUCAAGCUGUGUACUAGGUGUGAACUUAAAGAUGUGCACCAUUUGGAAUUGGGACACUUCAAACCAGUCAGAAAGGAAACAUACUUGCUUUUCAAUCUUAGUUAAGACUUGUGAAGGAACCGUAUGCAGUUUUUGAAACCUAGACUUAUUCAUCCGACUUUAAAAUUCUGCAAACCAAACCAUUUUUGUCAUUUUCAGUAGUCUGGAGGCAGAGUCUCCAAAUUGGGCAAACAUUACAACCGGUAGUUCAGUAUUACAGUAGGUUUUAUGACCACCAAAGAUCUUGUAGGACGAUUCAGGUCAGAAGUGAAAUUUGAAAGUUGAUGUUUUUUUUAUCAGUAAAUCGCAAAUUCAAAAAAUAAGAAUGACUCAAAACAAAACAAUAACAACUGUAUGAUCAACAGAAUGAAAAAGACCACUCUUCACGAACUUGGCAUUGCUCUGCAGGAUGAGUGGAAUAACCUGAACCAAGCCAACCUGGGAUUACUGAUAAGGAGUAUGCCAUGUGGCAUUCGUGCCUGUCUCGCAAACAGAGGGGGAUUUACACAAUACUGACCACAUUUUCACUUCAUGGUAAAUUUGGUUUGACAGUAGAUGUGCUUUUGCCUUCAUCACGUGAAAUCCUGGUCCCCUGAAAUCUACUGAACAUUGUAAUGCAUCAUCGGAUGACACCGUAUCAUGUUUAUAUUGUUUAUCACAUUAAAACUUUCCUAUUGAUGACUCAUUCUUAUAGGAUAUCACCUAUUUUAUUAGUAUGAAAAAAGGUGUUCCUUGUGGAAACGACUAACAGUCAUUUUUGUUUAUUCCUUAAAAUUACCGAUAUUGGGCCCACUUGACUCGUAGAAAUUGACUUAAAAUGGAAGAUUAACAUUCGCUGCGUGUCACAUGAUGUCAUACGUGCCAGAUCAACAAGGCCAAAUCAUUUAAUGUUUACGACUUUUAAGCCCCCUAUUGUUAGAAUUUGUGACAUUUUUGUGACUCAACUGUAGUGAACAGUAGACAAAUAAUCCAUUAAUAACAAUUGUAAAUCAUUGUAUAAAUUCUGUUAAUUAAGAAUCAACUCAUUAGAAAAUUUAUAUUUUACAGUCUAUUCACUGGUAUGAACGUAAUGCAUAUCUGUACUGACAUCAAGUUUUAGUAAUGGGUGUUGGUAAAACGCGGACCGGACCGGACCGCCAAACAAACUGAUAUUUUCCUUUUGAAAAAAUAUUAAACAAAGUGUUCAUCCACUGUGCAUAGUUCAGAAAUAUAUAUUUUAUCAUGUAGUUUUUAAAAAUUGAAAAUAUCGAACCGCAUAUGUGCGGAAAUGUUAUUUUUUCAAAUGCUAAACACAGUUCGAUACUACUAACCUUUCCUGUUUAUAGAGGUUAACCUUAUCACAAAGAAAAGUUAAAAUCAUACUGAAAAUGUAUUACUGGUCAAGUUGUAGUCAAUUAUUGGAAAAUUACAUUAUGUAUGUUUUCAUUUCCAAUAAAGUCCAUUUAAAUUUUAUUUUUAAAAAUAUUGAAAAUCCUGCAUUAAAAUAGAUUUUUAUUUCUUGAAUAGUGACAUAAUUUGUUUGAUUUGCUGUAUAGUGUAUGUACUGAAAACAUUAGAAUGACAUCACAUAUUUAGAAGACGUCUUCAUUUUCUGAAAAUAUUUGGAACAUUUAAUGUAGAGUUUUACAAUGCUUUGUGUAAAAGAAAAAGUAGGAUUACAACUUUUUACUCAUUAUUGGGAAUACUUGUUAAUUUGGUAUAUUUUUAAACUGUCUGACCGGCCGUAUCUUAUCAAUACAGAAACACAAUUAUUCUAAUAGACCUUUAAUAGUUGUAGGCUGAAGACCCACCCCCAGAAAAUAACAUUUUAGUAAAUAUUAAUUACAUACUUUUGCUAACAACGUAACAAGUAGUGGUAGUCUCAAGAAUAAUAGUGUUUCAAGGAUACAGCUUGAAUGUCAUUGGUGUUACACAUUGUCAUUGGUGUUACUUUUAUGUCAUUGGUGUUACGCAAGAAUAUUUUAGCUGUCAUUCUCAAGAAACUUUAUUUUUGAAAUUUAAAUUAUUUAUUUAGGAAAGCAUACCUUCUACCUUUAUGACUUUGAUGAAAUUUAUUUUGAAGGAAUCCAUAUUUUUAAAUAAUUAAAACUGCCAGUGUAUAAUUUAAGUCACAUACAGAAUAUCCGUGUGGAAAUGCACAAUUACACCCUUGGAUAGUUUUUAAUUCUAAAGUUAUUCCAUAUAUGUUAUUAGGGACACCCAAAUAACACACCCAUGUGCUCUUGAUCACUAUAAACCAAUUGGAUCACACUGCUGAACUAUCCCACUUGUCCGGUAACACCAAUGACAUAAUGACCUUGUUCGUAGAGUAACAUGUGUCUGCACGUGCAGUCCGAUUACAGUUCUGCGUGGCCAGAUAUAAUUUUAUGUUUCUUUGUUCAUCCAGUUUCCAAAAGUUAACAAAUAAAAAUUAUACCUUUUAA
Messenger RNA from Gigantopelta aegis, 3382 nucleotides. Its product is annotated as telomere length and silencing protein 1 homolog. The record is from RefSeq and is a predicted model, not a curated record. Gene Ontology annotation, cellular component: spliceosomal complex. Lineage: Eukaryota; Metazoa; Mollusca; Gastropoda; Neomphalida; Peltospiridae. The transcript is spliced from 9 exons. Gene Ontology annotation, biological process: mRNA splicing, via spliceosome. Bases 21 to 899 code for a protein of 292 amino acids.